AUGAAUACAAGACUUCUACAACUUGAGAAUCUCGUCACUCCUGAAGAACAUACCAUAAGAGAAAAUGGCCUGGGCCUUAGUGGUGAGAGUAGGAUGGAGUUUCCCUACUGGCCUUCUAAGUCCCAGGCUGUAAUCUUCAACUCUUCUGAAAUCUUCAAGACUUCAUUGAAUCUACAACGGUCUUCCUGGGUCUGGGGUUUCCCGGGGCAUAUGCCGAUAUCGCAAUGCCCUUGGAAAUCCCAAACAAGGGUAGAACUGAUCUUCAAAACUUGA
Molecule: messenger RNA, 273 nt
Organism: Nezara viridula (southern green stink bug)
Lineage: Eukaryota; Metazoa; Arthropoda; Insecta; Hemiptera; Pentatomidae
Source: the annotation of a GenBank genome assembly